This is a messenger RNA of Rhinolophus ferrumequinum (greater horseshoe bat), 1641 nucleotides long. RefSeq names its product keratin 82 (gene KRT82). The transcript has 9 exons. Gene Ontology annotation, cellular component: keratin filament. Gene Ontology annotation, molecular function: structural constituent of skin epidermis. Lineage: Eukaryota; Metazoa; Chordata; Mammalia; Chiroptera; Rhinolophidae. The coding region runs from base 82 to 1641 and encodes 519 amino acids. Gene Ontology annotation, biological process: intermediate filament organization; keratinization. The record is from RefSeq and is a predicted model, not a curated record.
GGGAGCUGAGCUGACUUGAUAGUUCUCACCUCCUAUUCUCCCCACCAGGGCCUGCCUGUCUUUCUGCCUCUCUCUCCUGCCAUGUCGUGUGGCUCCUUUCAGCAGGGCUCCAGAUGUGGCAGUCGGAGCUUCAGCUCAUGCUCAGCCAUCCUCCCCCGGAUGGUCACCCACUAUGCAGUGAGCAAGGAGCCAUGCCAGCCCAGGGAUGGCAGGGGUCUCCGCAUCCUGGGCUGCCUCGGCUCACGGAGCCUGUGCAAUGUGGGCUUCGGGAGUCCCCAGGUUGCAUCCAGGUGUGUCCUACCUGGUUUCGGAUACCGAUUGGGGGCUGCCUGUGGUCCUUCUGCCUGCAUCACCCCUGUCACCAUCAAUGAGAGUCUACUGGUCCCACUCGAGCUGGAGAUUGACCCGACCGUGCAGAGGGUGAAGAGGGAUGAGAAGGAGCAGAUCAAGUGCCUCAAUAACCGCUUUGCUUCCUUUAUCAACAAGGUCCGUUUCCUGGAGCAGAAGAACAAGCUGCUGGAGACCAAGUGGAACUUCAUGCAGCAGCAGAGGAGCUGCCAGAGCAGCAUGGCGCCCAUCUUUGAGGCCUACAUCGGCACGCUCCGGAGGCAGCUGGACUGUGAGGCCGGGGACCGGGCUAGGCUGCAGUCGGAACUCUGCAGCCUCCAGGAUGCGCUGGAGGGCUACAAGAAAAAAUAUGAAGAAGAGCUGUCCCUGAGGCCCUGUGCAGAGAAUGAGUUUGUUACCCUGAAGAAGAAUGUGGACACGGUCUUCCUGAUGAAGGCUGACCUGGAGACCAACAUGGAGGCUCUGGUCCAGGAGAUCAACUUCCUGAAAGGCCUGUAUGAGGAGGAGAUUUGCCUUCUCCGGUCUCAGAUCUCAGAGACCUCCGUAAUUGUGAAGAUGGACAACAGCCGUGAGCUGGAUGUGGAUGGCAUCAUUGCUGAGAUCAAGGCCCAGUACGAUGAAAUCGUCAGCCAUAGCAAAGCUGAAGCACAAGCCUGGUACCAGUGCCGGUAUGAGGAACUGCAGUCGACUGCUGGGAACCACUGUGACAACCUCUGCGACUACAAGAAUGAGAUCCUGGAAAUGAACAAGCUGAUCCAGGAGCUGCAGCAAGAAAUUGAAAAUGUCAAAGCCCAGCGCUGCAAACUGGAGACCGCAGUGACCCAGGCGGAGCAGCAGGGCGAGGCGGCCGUCAGCGAUGCCAAGUGCAAGCUGGCCGAGCUGGAGGCCGCCCUGCAGAAGGCCAAGCAGGACAUGGCCUGCCUGCUCAAGGAGUACCAGGAGGUGAUGAACUCCAAGCUGGGCCUGGACAUCGAGAUCGCCACCUACAGGCGCCUGCUGGAGGGCGAGGAGCAGAGGCUCUGUGAAGGUGUGGGGCCCGUGAAUAUCUCCGUGAGCAGCUCAAAAGGUGCUGUCUUGUGCGAGCCAUGUGUGGUCGGCACGCCCAUGCUGAGGACCGACUGCCCAGGGGGCGGCACCAGUGUUUUCAAGAGCAGUGGGGCCUGCAGCUUUGUGGGCACUGGUGAACUCUACAUCCUCUGCGGGCCCCAGGGGCUCCUGGGCUGCGGGAGCAGGCAGAGCUCCAGCAUGAAGCGAGGGGCUGGGAGCAUCUCCUCCUCCUGCCAUAAGUGUUAG